CAGAAUACAAGGCGAUAUGUUACCUGGCAACAUAUUUCUGUUUAAAAAUCUAGUAAUUUCUGAUUUCAAGUUUUUUCGAAAAAUCUGACAAGGUUUCGUACAAUCAUUGAUUUUAAGGAAGUAUGUCUUUCAACAUAGAAGAAAUUUGCGAAAACCUACAAUCGGAUAACCGAUUUAAAAAGCUUUCAACCUUGCAGCAGUUACAAGUACGUUGUGAAAAGGAAUCUUCUUCUCAAAUACAUUCCUUGUUCGAUGAUACAUACCUGCAUUUAUUAAAAUGUUAUUCCGAUCGCUUUGAAAGCGUACGAGAGAAAGCCGUGGAAACUGUCACUGUUUUCAUAAAUCAUCUACCACCAAAUGACUUCCAUUUAACAAAUAUUGUUUCAACUUUGCUCGGGCGCAUGGGACAACAAGAAACACUAGAACCAAGUGAGGAAAUUCGUUUACAAUAUGUACAACAGUUAUAUACACUCAUUGAUAAGUAUGUGGGAACUGGGAAUAACGGCUCGCUUCAAGAGUGCUACGCUGAUGUUGUUUGUAUUUUGGCGAAAGCUCUCAGCGAUGCGUUCCCUGCAGUACAACGGCUGGCUUGUUCGUGUGUAAUAGAAUUGUCUAAAGCGGCCGAUACUAUGGCAAUACAGCCAUUUACAGAGAAAUUGACGAAACCACUGUAUAGCAUGCUAAAUCAUAAACACUCCUUGGCGCGUAUAUCAGCUGUAGAAGCGCUUGGUCGAUUGGCAUUGCAUGUAGAUCCAAAGAAUGACGUUUUAUCACAUUUGAUUAUGGAAGUGUCACCAUUGUUGAUGGACUCGAUGCCACUAGUUCGGCGUGAAUGUGGUAAACUGGGUGUACUUUUAGCACUUGAAUUAAGAGACCGAUAUUCUUUCUUUGAACGUAUUAUACCUUUUGUGUUGUGUUGCCUAAAAGACGAUUCUCCUGAAGUAGUUACCUAUAUUCAUCCAUUAUGGGUGAAAUGUGGUAAGCAAUAUUAUGAUGAAAAUGAAUCAGAGCUAAGCAAACAGGAAAUAGCGGAUAUACCUGCAAAAAACUAUCCUCCGGCUGUUGAACGUCCGACAAUUGGGUGCCGGGCGAUAGUACAGCGUUCGCUGCGUCUAUUAAGCCUAAUCACUCGUGAGUCCAACGAUUGGAAAGUUAACGUUCGUCUUCAUUCCCUCAAACUACUGUACCAAUUUGUAUUGCACGCUGAAGCUGUUAUGACAGCGAAGUUUUUCGAAAUUUAUGGUGAUGUCGCCCGUGCCUGCCGUGAUGAAGAGCCUUUAGUAAACGCUGAGGCCAUGAAAGUUGCCGAUUUGAUGGGUCGUCUCUUCUCAUAUGAUGAUUGGAUCGAACAUGGAUUCGAUGGUCUGGUGAAAAAUGCCAAGGAUGGGUAUUUAAAAUGUUUUUACUUCAUGUUCACUGCAAGUUUGGGAACUAAGUUGGGUGAUCUUGUGAGAAUAUCAGAAAUUUUAAUCCAAAACGAAUUUUCUCAGACACUCAAGCCACAAUUGCAACUAUAUGUUUUAAAAAUGAUAGAAACUAUACUAUUAAAAUCAAGCGAAAUCGAAGUUAAGUCAGAACAUGAUGAGCAAAGUAACUCGGCUAAUCAAGACCUUAAUUUGAAUUGUUAUAUUGCGACAAUUAAAGUUAUGGCUCUCUCAUUCGACUCGGAACAAUCCAAUGCAGCUGAACUUCAAGAAAUCGGCAAUGGCAUAUUGGCCAAAAUAGCUAAUCGGCAGAAAAUUUCAAUUUCAGCUUUACAUGAAAAUUUAUUUGUUCAUGCCUUAACUUAUGUGCAAAAUCUAGAUGCAGCACUGGACGAUCUUACCGAGCCAAUUUUGUUACUAAAUGGUUUAAUCAACAUAUCCAAGCUGCGUGCAACAUAUUUGCAAGAUUUACAAAAUAAAAUUAAUUUAGUUUGGGAGAAUUCUGCAGAUUCAGCUAAAGUGAAGAUUUUCACAAGCAUAUCAAUCGUCAUGUUGCAGUGGUCAGAAACUAUUGAUCGCCCGGUAGCUGAAAGUACAGAAUUACUACGUUCUUUUGUGAUGUGUGUGGUCGAGCCUCAUUUACAAUGGCGUGCAGGGGCGAAUGCAGAGUCCAUGCGUUCACUUGCUAUGGCAACUUUAUGUGCUAUGUCACAAGGUGCCAUUGAAGAAGCAUCCUUUGUUUUACCUGAUUGCGUUGGAAAAUACCUGCCGAAUUUACUGGAAGACCGUGCGGUUGCAACUCGUCAUUACUCGGUUAAAUGUCUUUUCAAAUUUGGUGAAGUCGGGGUAGAGCAAUUAAAGCCUAUUGCCUAUGCUACUUUGCAACGUUUGGAUGAUCCUGCAUCCGGUAUACGUGAACUAGCUGCAGCGGUUAUACCAAAGUUACGCCCAAAGUUUAGCAAAGUCGCCGUCGAAGAGGAAGGCAAAUUUGAAUAUGAAAUUUGGGAGGCAUUUAUCAAAAAAGCUUUCGAUAUGAUGUUUCUGCACUAUGAAGGACCUGAAGUACGUUUACAAAAGUCCAUAAAAGAAUCUAUCGCUCUACUGGCUGAAAAGUAUCCGGAAAUAUGCAAAGACAGCUACAAGCGCACUGCUGCUAUGUCCUAUAAUAGUUUGAGUUUGCUGGAGUUGCAAUCUGAACUACCAAUUUUAGUUUGACCGUUUAUAUUUAUUUAAUAAUUAUUUUACGUAAUUAAAUUUAAUUGCAACA
Molecule: messenger RNA, 2691 nt
Organism: Ceratitis capitata (Mediterranean fruit fly)
Lineage: Eukaryota; Metazoa; Arthropoda; Insecta; Diptera; Tephritidae
Gene: Dnaaf5
Product: dynein assembly factor 5, axonemal
Exons: 4
Coding region: 123-2639 (838 amino acids)
Biological process (GO): cilium movement; inner dynein arm assembly; outer dynein arm assembly
Cellular component (GO): cytoplasm
Molecular function (GO): dynein intermediate chain binding
Source: RefSeq, a predicted model, not a curated record